Molecule: messenger RNA, 879 nt
Organism: Cannabis sativa
Lineage: Eukaryota; Viridiplantae; Streptophyta; Magnoliopsida; Rosales; Cannabaceae
Exons: 1
Coding region: 151-675 (174 amino acids)
Biological process (GO): translation
Cellular component (GO): ribosome
Molecular function (GO): structural constituent of ribosome
Source: RefSeq, a predicted model, not a curated record
GAGCCAAAAACUGGAGCCUCUGCACUCACUACUCACUGGGAUCGCCCAUGAAACUGAAACCCACACCAAAAAAGAAAAUUCUGAAAAAUAAAAAUUAAGAGAAACCAAGAAAUUCAACCCAAAACUCAUAUUCCGAUAAUCCAACCAAACAUGUCUUCACUAGCCACAAAAAUCUCCCCGAGGUCUCUCACCAGGCUCUUCGCCUCCUCAAAUCCCAAUUUUCGCACUUUAUCCGCCGCCACAGCCACAGCCACAGCCACAGAGCCUCGAACCCAGAAGCUCGAGCGAAUCGCCGACGAGCUCCUCGACCUCACAAAGCUCGAGAGGUACGACUACUCUGUUCUCUUCCGCCAUAAAAUGGGCCUCAACAGGUACGGUCCGGCGAUCUCAGCCCCCAGUUCAGGCGGUUCAGGAGCGGCUGGAUCUGGGCCGGCAUCAGCUGACGCUAAGGCGGCGGAGAAAACGGCUUUCGACAUUAAGCUUGAGAAGUUCGAUGCGGCGGCGAAGAUCAAGAUCAUAAAGGAGGUGAGAACUUUUACCGAUUUGGGUCUGAAAGAGGCCAAGGAGUUGGUGGAGAAGGUUCCUGUUGUGUUGAAGAAGGGUUUGACAAAAGAGGAGGCUGGUCCAAUUAUGGAAAAGCUCAAGGAGUUGGGUGCUACUGUAGUAUUGGAAUAAGUAAACUCAAUACUCAAUUUUUGUUUCUUCUUCUUCUUUUGAGUUUAGUUCCAUUGAUGUAGAAUAAUGAUUCUUUGGUUUGAUCAUAAAUGGAAAGGGAUAAACUGUUAUUGAAGUUUCUUGUGUUACUCAUAAGCAGAUUAUGAGUGGAGUUUGAAAAGAAUUUUGGUAUUUGCUAAUUCAUAGACUGCUUUUCUUUUGUUA